Messenger RNA from Trichoderma virens Gv29-8, 9321 nucleotides. RefSeq lists its product as uncharacterized. The transcript has 5 exons. The record is from RefSeq and is a predicted model, not a curated record. Bases 1 to 9321 code for a protein of 3106 amino acids. Lineage: Eukaryota; Fungi; Ascomycota; Sordariomycetes; Hypocreales; Hypocreaceae.
AUGGCUUCACUUCGGUCCAUCAUCGACCAUGCGGUCCUCCCUCCUAAGAUACCUGGAGAAAGAGAGGACAACUACGAAGAAAUCUCGAGUGAGCUUCUCAAGAGACUUCUCAACGCCUGCGAAACAGUGCGGCGUGUGGCUGGCCCACCGUUCGCCGAUGCCCUUGACACUCUGAGCGAAUCCCUUCAAGCAUGUCGAAAUUUGAAUCAAGGACGGCUUGACAAAAAGACAAUGCUACGAUACCUCAAGCAGCUUCAGCCAAAUACCGUUCUAAUUUGUUACGUUGUUGAGCAAAAUGCUGCAGUUCUCAUCAGACGCGAAAGCGAUCAAACCAACGGACAAUCCGUCGUUAUCGAAUCCUUUGAAGCCUCGCCAGUGACCGAGCAAGUGCUGGCCGCCGAUAAUGCCCUUCUAUGGGAUUUCCCAGGGCGCGCUGUGCGUUUAAACCUUGCCGAGUUCAACGACGCCAAACUGCAGAGGAAUCUUGCUGCCUUUCUUGAGCAGGCCAGUAUCGAGGCUAUUCAUAAUAUACAGGCUCAGGCAAAAAAGGCGCAGGUGUCUGUCGCCGAGAUUCGUGACACCUCUGAUCCAGCUCUCAUCACCCAGAUGCUCAUGGUCCUUCUUGAGGCCAUCGGCGAAUCGAUCAAUGUUCCUAAGCUCAGGAAGAGAGUCAGGGACGAUGUCAACUUUGCAAUAAAAGCCUCGUUGCCGUGGAGAAGAUUGCCUUUCUGGCUGGUUUUGCGAGUGGCAGCUCAGAGACACCUUCACCUUGCUCUCGGCAAAUCGGGGAGGUCGUGCUACAAGCUGUUGAUGUGCACCUUCUUUUCCGAAUUGCUUCAAGACACUUCGGCUAGGCUUUCUAUACUCAAAGGUCUUGAGCCUGAUCUGGUUAUUACCCUUCGAACAAAGCUGUGUCGUCGCAUGAUAAAGCUGCAGAAGGAGAAGGCCGAUAUAUCGUUGACAGAGAAACACCUUUUCGAAAGUGUUUUCUGCAGCAUUGUCCCCAGUAUUGAAUCAUCAAUUCGACAUGCAACCAAUAGCGUCGAAAAACUGUGGAAAGAUUUCAAGGACAAGACGAAUCGGCGUGUCCAUAAGCUGCACGCAAAGGCUUCAGAGGAUUCCCUGCGACUGUCACUUCCGAAUAGUGGCGACUAUCUUGACAGUCUCUUGGCAAGACACAGCACCGUUUAUUCACUCUCCAGCAGAAUGUCGCUAGGCGUGCCUGACCAUCUAGACAAACCAAUGCAAGAAAGGCUGGCCUUUACGCAGAAAAUAUCUACAUUGGCUCAACUGGAGUUGAACGUUGAGAGAGAUACCCGACCGGCACCAGCCGUUCUGCACGAAGCGAGAGGCCGCUGCCAAAAGCUCGCCAGCGAUAUCCACGACAUGUUCAAUCAAGUGGGCGAUCUCUACAAUGGAGACCCUAUCCAACAGAGCAUCAAAAUACUCUCCAUCUUUGAACUUUGGAUGCGAAUGGAUGAGUGUGCCAUCGUGUGCUGUCCACUACUGGCCAGCUACUCCCCGAUGUUCGCACCACAGAUGCUGGAUGCCCUUCAGCUACCUACCCUGGCUGGCAUGAGACGAUUACAAGUUGUCCAAACGUAUCUUGCCAAACGACAGACAAAGGCUGAGCACGCCCAUAUUUUACGCAAUCUAGGAAAAGACAGCUUUGCCGUGCAAUAUAUGUGCCAGUCGGAGAAUAUGUUGCAGCUAAUGGAUCGCAUCCAAGACGCUUCGGAUAAUGACCGUGCAGCCAAGGAGGCGACUUGGAAACACCAAACGGACGAAUACAAGAAUUACACUGAAAAGAUCAACAACUUGAGUUGUCUGUGCACAUGGGAUGGCAAUAACAAUGCUCGCGAUGUCUCCAAAUGCACAAGAUGCUUAUAUCGGCGCCGUCGAAAGCGGCUUCAAGUCAAAGUUCACGAAGAUUUCCUUCCAGAGGAUGAAUUCAGAAGGCAAUCGAUUAUUUUUGAGCUUGGUAUGCCGCAAUAUUUGUCCGUAUACCGCAAUGCAACGUGGAUAAUCCUGAGAGAUUUGGCGCAUCCUUCUCAACAAUCGUCCACUGCGCCUCAUACGACCCUACACAAAUGCCCUCAGCUUCAAAACUUUAUGACGGCAGACAGCAGCUGCCUCUCGUUUGCAUCUAUUAAAAAGUGUUUCACCGAGACGCACUAUCAUUUUAAUAGUGGCCUGGUUCCGCUCGGGAAGAUACUCUUGCCGUUCGCUGCGGAGUUUUAUCUAUAUGAUCACAGUGCAAAAGUUUGGGUGUCGGAUCUCAACAAGCCUCUGACUUUGCAGCAUCUUUGCGGAGUACAUAUUCCAUUGGGGCUCUCUAGUACUGUGAUCAAACCGCAAAUACAUCCGGCCUCUGAUUUCGAUGGUCCAUCAUCUUACGAGACUCAAGCCAAUCUCACCAAAUGUCCUGCCAAUCUGUCCGCGGCUGAGUUUUCAACAUACCAGAAACUCCUUGCGGGUAAAACGCGUCGCUGGUUAAACAUUCUUGUUGAAUUGGGUUCCUACAAUCUCAACUUCAGCAGCGAGGAUACUACUCUGCUGCUCUCUCAGCUGGCCAUUCAGGCUGGCCCCUGCCUUAAGAAGGACAAGGGAGUUCUCAGAUCUGUUCAUGCAUUCAUGGAAGAACGGGAGUUCGUCAGCAGCUUGAUGGAGCAAAUCAAAAAUAGGCUGGCAUCUAUCCACAGCAACUGGAGAGAAACAAACUGCAUGGAGCUGCUGAUCAACUUGAGUUUGCGAAUCUUCUCUCUAUCGACUGAUGGCGAGAUGAUCUCUCAGUCGCUACUUUUACUCAACUCAGCUCGAGUAGCAACCUUGGAAUGGAUCUCACAGUUGCAAACAGAAUCUAGAAAGACACAGGAUGGAGCAGUGGCUAGUCGCAUGGCCACGUAUGGUCUAAAAGCAGCCUUGCUUUGUCGCCGAACUUUCGAAACGCACAUCGAAUCCAAAGCGAGCCUCUCGUCGUUGGACCUUUCAGCUUGGGUCAGAGCAUCGGUAGCACUGAAUGAGAAUUUGACAGGUCAGAUUAACAGUAUGCCAAUUUUAAUAAGAAACAUGAUGAUUCGGGAUGCUAAGAUGGCUUACCGUUUGGAAAAUCUGCUUCACACUGCUGUCAAAACUCACUGGGGAAUUCUCGAAGAGGCGCUUGGAAUCAAUGGCCCAAGUCCGACUGACCAUAAGGCACAAAUUGAAUCCCCUUGGAAAAGCUUUCCAAAUUCCCAUUGGAUAGAAUAUGUCAAGACUGAGUCAUACGGAUGCUCGCAAAUCAAGCAAGUGUUCCACCUGAAUAUUGUGGAAGGAUGUUUUCUUGUGAAUGGAAAACCCCGUGGAAGUCUUCCUUCUGAAAUGCGCGAUGAUCCGGCAGUUCGACAUCUUUUCGGAACUCGCAAUCUAUUUGUCUAUCCUUCGUCUAUCCCUGGCAUGACACAUAAGCUUGCAGAUCCCGUUGGAGACUAUUCUAUUCAUUUUGGCAUGCACGAUUCCCAGAUUCAUAUCCGAGCGUUGACACGGUCCAAUGACCAAUAUGAGUUCAUUCAUAACUCGGUAUUUCGAAACUCGAACAAUGGUUCUUUUGAUUUACCAGCAAGCUUGUUGGAAAACUGUGUCCACUGGCUAGAUCUAAGGAGGGGAAUUGUUGAGAUCCGCCGAAAACCCUGGGUUCGGCAGAUGCGAGAUUGGCUCCUUGAUGUUCGAAAACGAUGCGCAACUCGUAACGGAAAAUCGAAGCUAGUUGAUCCAAGAUCCCCUGAGUUCAUGCAAAUAUCUAGAGUAUUUGAACAUUUUGAGUUGCCGGGAAAUUUGACAGUCUUUCAACCCCUGUCUCUUAGAGGGAGAUUAUCAGUUGAGCUUCAUCACUUAGACCUGUCAUUUCACGUCAAUCAAGUCGGCGGACUCUAUAGCCGUGAACUCAAGGCUUCUAUUGACUUUGAUCAGGAUGUUGGUACAUGGUAUGGGCUUGCCAGCAAGAUUGUGAUACGGGAUGCUGGAGAUCCAAGCAAAAGAGGUGUCAUUGUACCUAUUGGAGAGAUGAGGUGGAAGCGCAACGAUAUCCACAUAUUUGUUGAAUUGAGUACUUCCGAUGGAUAUUGCCGAUUUGAGAUUGACGACAUCGUUGGUCGACUGUUAUCGCCACCAGAGCGCCGCUUACUACUUUUAAAAGCCCAAUUACAUGCCCUGACAUCCUUCUGCUUGCCGGAUCCCUUGACAGGGCGAACUGGCACGGAGGAAGCUAUUCAAACUCUCCGAUCAGGUGCUGCUCAACCAUGGGCUCCAUUUGUCCAAGGUGAUUUACAAAAAUUUGCCAACCUUCUCCCUCAACGGGAAUACUACCCCCAAAACCUGAGGCGGAUGCAAAGGGUAACUUGGGACCCUUUCCUGACGACAACCAUCCAAAAUGAUGAACUCGAGCAAGUAAUUAGGCCCAUUGAGGCGAGAUUCAAUCGAUUGGCAAAGUUUUCUUCAUCUGAAUUAGAGCCAGUCAACUCUGUCGGAGACUUAUCUCAGCUUCGUCACCGAGCACAAGCACGCCGCCAGCUUUACGAACGUCCAAACAAGGACACAGCAAGUUUCAGUCAAAUGGACCAUGUUUACCUACCUCGUGAUAGGCUCUCAACCCGCCGAGGCGAUAGAGUCUACCAAAUUACCAAGCUUGUUUGCGCUUCCGAGCCGUGUUUGAACAUGAGCAGCACCUUAACGAAAAUUCUUGCGAGUUGGGAUACAAUUGGGGGCUUCAGUGAUGACGGAUCUUCAUCAAGUGCCCAGCCACUCGUUAGCCAACUUGAGGAUCCCAUUGAUUUACGCUGGGGAAGCUUGGUUAACAUGUGCCGUAACCAACAAGACAGAUUUUCGUGGGCCUUUCAACUAGGCUUACUAGCUUUCAGCCCUGAUGUUAGCAUGGACCUUCUGAUGUCGUUUGUUGCAUUCUGUCGCAUCAAGGAGAUUCGCCGAUUGGAACCUCCGCCGCAUGCUACAUUCUCCCGCUUAAACGACCGUGGUCCACCUUCGAUUGAGGUUCUUGAAGAACUCAUUUCCAAAGCCAAUCUUCCUCUGCCAAAGAUAAAGCGGAGGAGGGAGAGAACUGAUGAAGAGAAAGCAGCUCACCAGAAAAUGUUGGAAGAACGAGGCAAAGAGCUCGCUAAGCUCGUUCUGGAUAAAUGGCCUCAUCUUCCACCCGAGAGUCGUUUAACCAGUCCAGAGUUCAUUGAUGUUGCGCUAGCUUUGCAGAAUAUCCGACCAGAGUGGGAUCGCAGGCGUCAUAACGAUGAGCUGUUUGCCUAUGUUACCAAAGUUGAUGCAAUUCUGUGUCAACAUCAAGGGGCUCUAUCAAAAGAACGGCCACAAGAAUGGAUCAAAAGUGACCCCCAGUUUAUUGGUAGGAACGUUGGCCGCUUAAUUCCUUCUCUCUCACAGGACUUGGUGACAAAAACUGGCCCAGAGCUCAAAUCGUUCAAGAGUGGGCUUUCCGCCAAAGCAUUUGCAGAGGGGUCGUCGACUUGUGACAACCACAGAGAGCAGCAUGAAUUCCCGAAAGAAAUUCUUGAACUAGAGGGAAUUCUCACCUUGUUCGCCCAAUCACCUAAUGAUCUUCGACAGAGCUAUAGCAAAGAUUUGUUGAGCAGCAUGGCGGCCUUCAAAACUACCUACCAAGAACCGCGCAUUGGGUCAACUUGGUCCAAUCCCCAUGAAACGACCGUUAACAAUGCCAUUUUGAGAAUAAAGUCACUAGCAGCCCACCAUAUUGAUUCAAUCCAAGAUGCAUUUUGGGUAGCUGACCCAAGCUUUAAGUGGCUCAAUAUGGGCAACCUUUUGCCAUGCUCAACACCUGUCGAGUUGCUUGAGCUUUUGCAAUCCCGGAUGAAUAACCGAUUUGGACCUAGAAUGAAGAAUUCCCUGAUUGUCUAUGGAUGUGUAAUCGCUGAGUUUCAGCGACUGAGACGGCUGCGAACUGCUAUUCUUCGAGAGGACCAGCGCGCCAUUGAUGAAGAACUUCGAAACACUGGCCACCAGAACUGGGAUCCCCUGAAGGAAAAUCCAGAUUGGCUGCUUCUCGAGAUUGACAGCAACAUCCUUAUUCGUACAGAUCAGGUGGAUGUUGCGCGAGCUAUCAUCGACCCAGCCUCGGGUGAAAACAGCCUGGUGCAAUUGAAUAUGGGCCGAGGCAAAACUUCUUGCAUCAUGCCUAUGGCAGCAGCUGUUCUGGCCAACGGGAACAAUGUCUCUCGACUUGUCGUUCCAAAGGCGCUCAUAAUGCAGACAGCCCAGAUGAUGCACUCAAGACUGGGCGGCCUCGUAGGGAGAGAAAUCUGUCACAUACCAUUCUCUCGACAGACACCAACAAGAGAUGAUGUGCUUGCGGCAUACUAUGAACUACAUAGAGAAAUUCAAAGUUCACGAGGCCUGAUUUUGACGAGCCAUGAAUACGUCCUAUCUUACAGACUGUCUGGACUGCAGCGACUCGCUGACAACAAGCUGGAUGAAGCUGAGAAAAUGAUCAUUUUUCAGAAAUGGCUAGAUGCACACUGCCGUGACAUACUAGAUGAGUCGGAUUUCACUCUUUCGCCGAAAACUCAGCUCAACUAUCCCAGCGGCCUAGAAAGGGCAGUGGACGGAGAUCCCUUCCGGUGGCAGGUUGCACAGGGCCUACUUUCCAUGGUAGCUGAAUUCAUGCCGCAACUGGAGGCCAACUUUUCAGGAAGUAUCGAGGUUGUUGCUCGAUCUUGUUGGUUUCCUUCUGUACAAUUCCUGAGAAGCGAUGUUGAAGAUGAGCUUCAUCGACUCAUAGUCGAUGGUAUUGCCAAUGGCAAAGCGCCAUUCCUUCACCAAGACAAGGUAAUCAAUGAGAAGGCACGAACAGCUAUCAAAAGAAUCCUCACGGAAGAAACCUUUGAUCGCCAAUUGUUUGAUAGAGCUAGCAACGCCUUCAACCACCCAAAGAGCGCAAUGACGAAGCUAUUGGUUGUACGAGGUCUCAUUGUUCAUAAAAUCUUAAUUCUCUGUCUUGGGAAGAGAUGGAAUGUCCAGUAUGGCCUUCAUCCGAAGCGGUCUCCCGUCGCAGUUCCCUUUGCGGCCAAAGGAGUCCCGUCAGAGCUAUCAGAAUACGGCCACCCGGAUGUUGCUAUCGUAUUGACAUGUCUGAGCUUUUACUCAGCCGGACUAUCCUACGAGCAGCUUCGACAGGGAUUGCAGCGCGUGCUGACCUCGGAAGAUGCCGCGCUAGAAUACGAGCGAUGGAUUUCAGAGUCGAAUUUGCCUCCGGCCCUUGAAUCGUGGAAUCUCAUCAAUGUGGAUGAUGAGAUGCAGAUGCGAACUCUUUGGAACUAUCUGCGAAAGAAUCGAAUAGUGACCAACCACUAUAUGAACAAUUUUGUUUUCCCGCUUCACGCGCGACAGUUUGCCGUUAAACUUCAAGCUUCGGCAUGGGACGUGCCCCUCCAGUUGUCGAAGAUGAUUCCUGGUGCGCGGACAACAGGUUUCAGUGGAACAAACGACAAUCGAUACAUGCUUCCUAUGACUAUCCAACAAGAAGAUCUCCCCGGCUUGCUUCAGACAAACGCCGAGGUACUUUCGUAUCUGCUGAAGCGCCGUAAUAGAGAAUAUGUAGUCUUGACUGAUUACGACGGUCGGCGCCUCACUGAAAUCGAUAUGUUGAAGACGCUUCAUAGUCGAGGAAUCAAGAUCUUAAUCGAUGCCGGAGCAUAUAUUCUUGAGACAGGAAACAGAGCUCUGGCCCAGAUGUGGUUUUCGAUUGAUAACGGAGCACAGUCAGCUGUUUACUUUCGAGACGACAACAGGCCUUGGGUUGUAUUCAGAGAUGCAGCGAAACACGAUAUGCCGUUGGUAGCGACACGGCUUGUAAAUGACCUCACAGACUGCUUUGUCUAUUUCGAUGAGGCUCAUACCAGAGGAGUAGAUCUGAAGCUGCCUGACACGGCGCAUGCGGCUCUGACUUUAGCAUUGAAGCAGACCAAGGACAACACUAUGCAAGCGGCCAUGCGCCUUCGACAACUUGGCACCACGCAAUCCGUGACGUUUUUCGCCCCUCCGGAGGUUGAUAUGAGCAUCAGAGAUAUUUGUCAAAAGUUCGAUCACUUUUCAGCUCAGCGAAAAAUCGAGUCUCCUGAUGUCAUCUUCUGGCUUCUGGAACAAACCUGUAGGACCAACGAAGAUUUGCGACCACUUUUCUUGGCCCAAGGGAUGGAUUUCUGCAGGCGUUCGAGUGCAUUGUUGCAAUACCCACAGUUCUUGAGCUCGGCAUCUUCCAGAUCCAAACUGCUCAAGCUUUUGCAGCAGUCGGAGCAUCAGACCCUUGACCAGCUGUACGGAGCCUCCUCGAAUGGAACGUCAUCAAAAUCGAUUGGGCCUCUACAGUCCCAACGACUCCAGCGGUUUGCUGAUGUAUUGGGAGGAUAUGGUGACGUCGGUAUCUCUCAGAUCGAAGCCACAGGCGAAGUAGAGCAAGAGCGACAAAUUGAGAGUCAGGUUGAGGCAGUGCGCGAAGUGCAGAAGCCCAUUCAAUACCAAGCCCUCAAGUUCCCCGGCCUGAAACCAAGCAUCUUGAAUUUCCUACAAACCGGAGUUUUGGACUCAACUGACGGCGAAAUCAUCCAUGCCCUCGACUACAUUGGCAAGACGAUGGUGGGUAAAAAGUUUGCGGUCCGCAGCACAAAAUCUGGACUCUUCAUUUCGCGAGAGUUUGAUCAGACUAUUGUGUUGCCCAAGUUAGAUAAGAAUGCCGGCGAUCGCUUUUUGCGCCCUGUGGAAUGGAUUCUCUGGAGUCCGUCUACUCAUACUGCCUUAGUGAUUAUCCCAGAAGAAGUUGAGCUUCUUCUUCCGAAACUUCGACAUGCCCCAGACGAAGCAAAGGUGCACUUGAUCGCCUACGCGGCUCCUAUUACGCGAGCCAUGGUUCCCUUCAACCAGCUCCAAUACUACUCACUUCCACCCAUUCCUGCUCAUUCGACGUUUCCUGCAUGGCUCAAGAUCGAGCUCGGCAUCGUAGCAGGCCGGCUCUACACGGACUACGAAGAAUGGAAGCUUGUGGGUGACUAUAUUGGAGACUCGCGCCAUGGAAAUCUCAGCCCUGCGUUCCUCCUGGAAUGGCUCGGUGUCCGUUGCAGAGCUCAUGAUGUGCUCCAUACUCCCAUGGGAUACAUUUGCCUUGGCCGAACAGCGACUGCGACUCACCCAUUCUUUGUUCGAAACACGUCUAUGAUCACUCCUGUGCUUACGCCCGUCCAGGCUGAAGAUGCUGUCAAGGAGAUCGAGUAUGAGUUUGAAGAAGAAGAAGAUAUAACUGACGAGGAAUGA